AUGUGGGAUCCAGAACAAACCCUGCUCAGGCCCAUCUCACAUCUACAAGUGAAGGCAUGCCAGUCUUCAGAUCCUCCGCAGGCUGAUAGUCAUCUGGAGAACCCAAAGUCCAAAGAAAACUUCAGGAAUUUCAAGGAGGGGGCGCUGAUUGACCGAGUGUACCACACUUACCUGCUCAUGCACACCAACCAGACUGUGGAAUUCGUGCAGAAGAAGAACGAGCAAUACGGUGGCUGUAACCUCCGUCAGAUGACCAUCAUGGAGGCCUUGGAGUUGCUGGACCAUGUGGUGGACGAAUCGGACCCCGAUGUGGACUUCCCCAACUCCUACCAUGCCUACCAGACAGCAGAGGGCAUUCGGGAGAAACAUCCUGAGAAAGAUUGGUUCCACCUGGUUGGACUGCUCCAUGAUUUGGGGAAGAUUUUGGCCCUGUCUGGUGAACCACAGUGGGCUGUGGUGGGAGACACGUUCCCAGUGGGUUGCAAGCUGCAGGACUCCAUCGUUUUCAAGGACUCCACCUUCCAUGACAACCCGGAUACAAGAAAUCCUCUGUACACGACCAAGUAUGGGAUGUAUCUGCCCCACUGUGGCUUGGAAAAUGUCCUGAUGUCCUGGGGCCACGAUGAGUACAUGUACCAAGUGAUGAAGAAAAAUAAAUUUGCUCUUCCGGAAGAGGCCUUCUACAUGGUGCGGUUCCACUCCUUCUACCCCUGGCACACCGGAGGGGAUUACAUGCACCUGUGCAAUGCCAAGGAUCUCCGGAUGUUACCCUGGGUGCAAGAGUUCAACAAGUUUGACCUCUACACCAAGUGUGAAGAGCUACCUGACCCGCAGCAGUUGAAGCCCUACUACGAAGGCUUGAUAGCCAAGUACUGUCCGGGCCAACUGUCCUGGUGA
Molecule: messenger RNA, 897 nt
Organism: Ahaetulla prasina
Lineage: Eukaryota; Metazoa; Chordata; Lepidosauria; Squamata; Colubridae
Gene: MIOX
Product: myo-inositol oxygenase
Exons: 10
Coding region: 1-897 (298 amino acids)
Biological process (GO): inositol catabolic process
Cellular component (GO): cytoplasm
Molecular function (GO): iron ion binding; inositol oxygenase activity
Source: RefSeq, a predicted model, not a curated record